Molecule: messenger RNA, 3843 nt
Organism: Insectozyma verbasci
Lineage: Eukaryota; Fungi; Ascomycota; Pichiomycetes; Serinales; Debaryomycetaceae
Source: the annotation of a GenBank genome assembly
AUGAGUGAAUUUUUGAUUUUACCAGGACCAAAAGCUUUAUCUUCAUUUAGAGUUCAAAAUUUAUUAUCAGAACUUGGAAUAGAAGCUGAAAUAGCUAAUCAAUAUACCCAUUAUGUAUCAUUGAAGAAACAGUUAAAUGAAAAACAAUUGAAAUUAUUAAAAAUUUUAUUAACUUAUGAUGCAUAUGAUGAUAGUGAUAUUAGUCAAGAAUUGGUUAAAGCAUCAUUGGGAGAAACUCCAAAAGGUAAAUUAAUACAGAUAUUACCAAGACCAGGAACUAUUUCUCCGUGGAGUUCAAAAGCUACUGAUAUUUCAAAUAUUUGUGGAUUAGGUGAAUAUGUUGAAAGAAUUGAAAGAGGUUUAAGUUUAUUAAUUAAAACUGAUAAAGAAAUACCACCAGAGAAAUUAUCAGUUUUUGAUAGAAUGACUCAAUCUAUUUAUACUCAUCCAACUUAUGAAGAUUUAUUUGCACAUCAUCAACCAAAACCAUUGAUUACAAUCGAAGAUAUUCCAAAGGCUAAUAAAGAAUUAGGUUUAGCAUUAGAUCAAGGUGAAAUUGAUUAUUUAACAAAUGCAUUUACUAAUGUUAUUGGUAGACACCCAACUGAUGUUGAAUUGUUCAUGUUUGCUCAAGUUAAUUCGGAACAUUGUCGUCAUAAAAUUUUUAAUGCUGAUUGGACUAUUGAUGGUGAAAAGAAAGAGCUUUCAUUAUUUAAAAUGAUUAGAAAUACUCAUGCUAAAAAUCCACAAUAUACGAUUUCUGCUUAUUCCGAUAAUGCAGCAGUUUUUGAUGGUCCUGAAGGUUAUGUCUUUACCCCAGAUUUUUCAACAAAAGAAUGGAUUUCAAUUAAGGAAUCAGUUCAAACAUUAGUUAAAGUGGAAACUCAUAAUCAUCCAACUGCAGUUUCUCCAUUUGCAGGUGCUGCAACAGGUUCAGGUGGUGAAAUUAGAGACGAAGGUGCUGUUGGUAGAGGGUCAAAAUCAAAAGCUGGUUUAUCUGGAUUUUCGGUUUCUGAUUUAAAUAUUCCGACAUUAAAACAACCUUGGGAAAUAGAUAUUGGGAAGCCAAAUCAUAUUGCAUCAUCAUUAGAUAUAAUGAUAGAAGCUCCAAUUGGUUCAGCUGCUUUUAACAAUGAAUUUGGUAGACCUGCAAUUAAUGGUUAUUUUAGAACUUUAUUAACCGAAGUUGAUGGUGAAUAUAGAGGUUUUCAUAAACCAAUUAUGUUAGCUGGUGGUAUGGGUGCAAUAAGACCUGAAUUGGCUUUGAAAAAUACAAAAAUUACUCCUGGUGCAAAAUUAAUUGUUUUAGGUGGUCAAUCUAUGUUAAUUGGUUUAGGUGGUGGUGCAGCAUCAUCAAUUUCAUCAGGUGAGGGAUCUGCAGAUUUAGAUUUUGCAUCUGUUCAAAGAGGUAAUCCAGAAUUACAAAGAAGAGCUCAAGAAGUUAUAAAUGCUUGUGUUUCAUUAGGUAAAGAUACUCCAAUUCAAUCAAUACAUGAUGUUGGUGCAGGUGGUUUAUCAAAUGCCUUACCAGAAUUAGUGCAUGAUAAUGAUUUGGGUGCAAAAUUUGAAUUAAGAUCAAUUUUAUCAUUAGAACCUGGAAUGUCACCAAUGGAAAUCUGGUGUAAUGAAUCACAAGAAAGAUAUGUAUUGGGUGUAGCACCUGAAAAUUUGGAAUUAUUUAAAUCAAUUUGUGAAAGAGAAAGAGCUCCGUUUGCAGUUGUUGGUGAAGUAACAAAAGAACAAAGAUUAAUAUUGACAGAUUCUUUAUUAAAUACAACACCAAUAGAUUUGGAAAUGUCUGUUUUAUUUGGUAAGCCUCCAAAAAUGUCAAGAAAUGCAACUACUAAAAAUUUAAAUUUGAAACCAUUAAAAUUUGAAAAUAAUUUAUCAGAUGCAAUUUCAAGAGUUUUACAAUUACCAGUUGUUGGUUCUAAAAACUUUUUAAUUACUAUUGGUGAUAGAUUUAUUACAGGUUUAGUUGAUCGUGAUCAAAUGGUUGGUCCAUGGCAAGUUCCAGUUGCUGAUGUUGGUGUUACUGCAACAUCUCUUGGUGAAACAAUUUUAAAAACAGGGGAAGCUAUGGCAAUGGGUGAAAAACCGACAUUAGCAUUAAUAUCAGCUGAGGCAUCUGCUAAAAUGUGUGUUGCUGAAUCAUUAUUGAAUAUUUUUGCAGCUGAUAUUCCAUCACUUGAACAUGUUAAAUUAUCAGCAAAUUGGAUGUCAGCUGCUUCACAUCCAGGUGAAGGUGCUAAAUUAUAUGAAGCUGUACAAGCUAUUGGUUUAGAUUUAUGUCCAGAUUUGGGUAUUUCAAUUCCAGUUGGUAAAGAUUCAAUGUCAAUGAAAAUGAAGUGGAAUAAUAAAGAAGUCACUGCGCCUUUAGCUUUAACAAUUACUUCAUUUGCACCAGUUGAUAAUACUUCAAAUACUUGGACCCCUCAAUUACAAAAGGAUGGUAUUUUAGUUCUUGUUGAAUUGGAUAAAUCUAAAUCAUUGGGUGGUUCGGCAUUAGCUCAAGUUUAUAAACAAGUUGGUGAUAAAUGUCCAACCGUACAUUCAAAUAAAGUUUUGAAAUCAUUUUUACAAUCAUUAGUUGUAUUACAUAAACAAUUUCCAGUACUUGCAUAUCAUGAUAGAUCCGAAGGUGGGUUAAUAACUACUGUUUUGGAAAUGGCUUUUGCAGGAAGAUGUGGAGUUGAUUUGCAUAUUUCAGGUGAUGACUUAUUUACAGAGUUAUUUAAUGAAGAAUUGGGUGCUGUUUUCCAAAUCAAAGAAGCAGAUUAUGAAAGAUUUGUCGAAAUUUUCAAACAAAAUGGUGUUGAAGAAUCAUUAAUUAGAGUUAUUGGUAAACCUAGUGAUAAAAUUGACAUUACAUUUGAUAAUUCAAAAGUUUAUUCAUCUACACGUGGUGAAUUACAACAAUUAUGGAGUAAUACAUCAUAUCAUAUUCAAAAAUUAAGAGAUAAUCCAAGUACAUCACAAGAAGAAUAUGAGGCUAUCUUGGAUGACAACGAUCCAGGUUUACAAUACAACCUUACGUUUGAACCAAAUGAUUUUAAAUCAUAUAAAUCAAAACCAAAAGUUGCAAUUCUUAGAGAACAAGGUGUUAAUUCACAACAAGAAAUGGCUUGGUCAUUCCAACAAGCUGGGUUUGCACCUUAUGAUGUUACAAUGAGUGAUAUUUUAUCUGGUGAAGUUUCAUUAUCUGAUUUUGUUGGUUUUGCAGCUUGUGGUGGUUUUUCAUAUGGUGAUGUAUUAGGUGCUGGUGCUGGUUGGGCAAAAUCUGUUUUAUUCAAUGAAAAAGCAAGAACCGAAUUUAAAAAUUUCUUUGAAAGAGAUGACACAUUUGCAUUUGGAGCUUGUAAUGGUUGUCAAUUCCUUAGUCAAAUUAAUGAAUUAAUACCAGGUACUGAAGAUUGGCCAAAAUUUGAAAGAAAUAAGUCCGAACAAUAUGAAGCAAGAUUUGUUCAAGUUCAAGUUUCUGAAACUAACUCAAUAUUUUUGAAUUCAAUGAAAAAUUCAACUUUACCAAUAGCUGUUGCUCAUGGAGAAGGUAGAGCUGAUUUUGGUAAUAAAGAAAUUAAAAAUGAAGGUGUUAUUCAUUAUGUUGAUAAUUAUGGUAAUAAAACUAUGAAAUAUCCAUUUAAUCCAAAUGGUGCUUAUAAUGCAAUUGCUGGUGUAUCAAGUAAGAAUGGUAGAGUUUUAGCAAUGAUGCCACAUCCCGAAAGAGUCACCAGAAAGGAAUCAAAUUCUUGGUAUCCGGUGAAACAAGGUGGAAAAUGGGGUGGUUAUGGUCCAUGGAUCGAAUUAUUCAAAAAUGCAAGAUCAUGGGUUGGUGAUAUAUAA